Molecule: messenger RNA, 2124 nt
Organism: Orbicella faveolata
Lineage: Eukaryota; Metazoa; Cnidaria; Anthozoa; Scleractinia; Merulinidae
Product: solute carrier family 35 member E3-like
Source: RefSeq, a predicted model, not a curated record
AUCAUUGUAAAACGCGCGAAGGACUGGGAGUGAAUGCGAUUUCCAAGAUGGCGUCCAAAAGUGAACCUUUUCGUUCAAAUACAACAUUUACUUUAAGUUCAGUUUAGGAUCGUUUGCUGUACUUUGGCCAACAUUUUGAUGCCAGGAUCUAUUGCUUUGGGUGGAAAUUUUCGCACUGAACGUUUGCCACCUGUAAGCCGCAACACUUCAAAUUUGCCCUCGAUAUUCGCCAUCUACAAACAAAAGAGCAGUCGAGUUUAAUAAUUGAAGCCGCGAUUUUGUCGUGGAAUUUUAGCCAAACAACACAAUGCAUAAAGCUGUGCUGACGCUGGGGUUAUUAAUCAAUAUAUGUUCCUCGAUCUGUAUCGUUUUCCUCAACAAAUGGCUGUACGUUCAUCAUGGCUUCCCGAAUAUGACUUUAACAUGUAUUCACUUCGUGACCACGUAUAUUGGUCUUCGAUUGUGUGUUCUGUUGAAUGUCUUUCAACCCAAACGGCUCUCUGUACUUAAAGUGGUUCCAUUGUCCUUGGCGUUUUGUGGAUUCGUAGUAUUUACUAAUCUCAGUCUACAGAAUAACACGGUUGGGACGUACCAGUUGGCAAAGGCCCUCACUACCCCAGCUAUUGUGGGAAUUCACUCUUUCUUCUACAACAAGAGUUACUCACCACAAAUCAAGUUAACAGUGAUUCCAAUAAUACUUGGUGUAUUUUUGAACUCUUAUUAUGAUGUGAAGUUCAACUGGGUUGGUACAAUCUACGCAAGUUUAGGCGUCAUAGUAACAUCCGUUUAUCAAGUGUGGGUUGGAACAAAGCAAAAGGAAUUUCAGGCAAACUCCAUGCAGCUGUUGUAUUACCAGGCUCCAUUAUCAGCUGGCAUGUUAGCAGUAGCUGUUCUUAUUUUUGAGCCUAUCACAGCAGAGAGUGGACUGCUGUCUUCCUGGUCAAUGUCAUCACUGCUGGUGGUGUUAGCAUCUGGUGUUGUGGCCUUUAGUGUUAACCUGUCUAUUUACUGGAUCAUUGGAAACACCUCUCCAGUGACAUAUAAUAUGGUUGGCCAUUUGAAAUUCUGCAUCAUUCUCUUGGGUGGCUACUUUAUCUUCCAUGAUCCACUACGUGUCAAUCAAAUGAUGGGUGUGGCUAUAACACUCUCCGGAAUCAUAGCUUAUACACACUUCAAACUUGCAGAACAAAAUACCCUUAAAUUACCUACUACAGUAAACAAAAUAUGAAUGAAAUCAUGAAUUUUAACUUAAGUUAGGUAAUGUGUUAUCAUUUCCAACUGUUGAAAAGCUCAAUAAAAUGAAUAUAAUUAUAUUAAUUAUAUUAAUUUUUGAUGUUAAGAAUAGGGGAUUUUUUGAGACCUUCAGUUAUAGCAGUUGUUGCCUGUAAGAAAUUAAGGCUGAAAAAGUAAGUUGGUGAGAUAAAAGUACAAGAUAGUUAAGUAUGUUUUGUACAUAGCAUUUGAGUACUCAGGUACUAAGAAUUCUAAAUCUGAAUUUUGCACCAAGAACGUGUAAAGUAUUGGGAACUUCAACCAUUUGUAUAGCAGAACUUCAUAUUUAACUUGAAGAACACAUUUGUUACUCCUGUCUGACCAGAAGGAAUUUGAGUUUCUACUAAUACAGCACUUAAAUAUAUGGCAUGCAAAGUGUGAAUGAGAAUUAUUGGAAAUUCCAAGGGGGAGGGGGGUCUCAGAAGCCAAAAUAUUUAAAGGCAAGUCUGAAAAAAACUAGAAUUCUGCAGGGAUGGGGGUGGGAAAUGGAUAUUUUCUGGAACAGCAAUGUACAUCACAGUUUUUCUUUAAUUUACAGUGAGUUAUCUUUGGGUAUGUUAUAAACUCACAUUGUGUGAAUGGCGCCCGGUUGGCUAGUUAGCUCAGUUGAUAAAGCACUGCACCAGUAUCACAGAGGUCAUGGGUUUGAAUCCCAUAUUUCAAGCAUGAACUGUUUUCAGGCUUUAAUUUAAUUUUAGUUGUGUGUAUAACUGCAAUGAUCUAUCAUGAUAUCGUCAUGUCUUUCUCUGCAGUUGAAAUAUAUGAUUAUAUUCAGUUGUACAGUGAGUUAUAUUUAUUUUAAAGAGUAAGAGAAAGGGACAGUGUUAAAUAUAUACUGCUUUGAUUGUGAAA